Molecule: messenger RNA, 1095 nt
Organism: Hylaeus volcanicus
Lineage: Eukaryota; Metazoa; Arthropoda; Insecta; Hymenoptera; Colletidae
Exons: 1
Coding region: 22-1095 (357 amino acids)
Source: RefSeq, a predicted model, not a curated record
UGGAAGUUUUGUAUUGCAGGUAUGACAUGUGCUCCAUGGACUUCAAUCACAAGUAGGCGUCGUGUAUCAUCGUCUCAGUGUUUUUCGCCAAAAACCACGAGACUUUUAAGAUUUAAACAUAUUACACACAAUCUACGCAGCAAGGGCAACAGAUUAAGGCAGAAGCAGCUAAAGAAGAAGGAAAGAAAACAUAAGUACCAAGUACAAUUGCUAAAAGAAGCAUCACGGGCUCUUUCCACUGAUGCGCAGACGUUAAUAUUAUCACAGAUAAAGCUAAGAAACGUUAGUAAAUAUAGACGAAGGUACGACGAUAGGUUAAAAGAUUUUGCUCUAUCCAUAUACUAUCAUUCUCUUAAAGCGUACAGAUUUCUGAGGAAGUCUUUAUGUUUGUCGACAAUACGGACUUUACGUUCAUAUCAACAAACAUUUCAUAUUUACCCCUGUGUAAAUAUGCAAGUAUUAAACAUGUUAAAAGCCAAAUUUUUGACUUAUGCUGUCGAAGACAAAGUAGUCUCGCUGGUUUUCGAUGAAAUCCAUUUAUAUAAUGAAGUAUACUAUGAUCCACAUAUGGAUCAAUUUCGUGGUGUGGCUGAUGACGGAGAUACAAGGCAGCCGGAAUGCGCGACAUCUGCGUUAACAUGCAUGAUCAAAUGGAUCAAUAAAAAUGCAAAACAGACAUUAGGGUAUUGGUUUUUGUCUAGUGCAGGAAAUUCUGAUAAAACCCAGAAUAUAAUUCAGAAAACAGUCGCAAAAGUAUGGGAAAUGGGUUUAAUACCGAAAGUAAUUGUCUUCGACCAAGGACCCCGGAAUGUUGGAUUACUUAAAAUUUUAAAUAUAACCCCCCAAAAGCCAUAUUUUUAUUACAAGUCUGAGAAAAUUUUUAUCAUAUUUGACCCUCCCCAUUUAUUAAAAUCAGUUAGAAAUAAUUUUAAUAAAAGUGACAUUGAAUAUAAUGGAAAAAUAGCAAGUUGGGGGGAUAUCUAUAAAAUGUUUGCAUUAAAUUCAAAACGGCCUCUAAAUUUGGUACCAAAAUUAAACAAUCGCCGUUUUGAGUUGACUCAUUUUACCAAAAUGAAAGUUUCGUUAGCGGCAUAA